AGUCAAUUCGCUCGUUCAGACCUGAGCCACAUUGGAGACAAAUGGAGGGUGGUCUAUUGGUGGUCUGGCCGACGCGACACGGUCACGCGCGUCCGACGCGUGGCCUCCUACGAGCGCGGAGGAGAUUACCUAAUACGCAGGCAUGCCCAUACAUGGCCAAUCCCCAUUGACAUCACAGGACUCCCCACUGGGGAAGCGGGCCUGCUGCAGCAGUUGCCCGCGUCUCCCGACUUACUCCCGACCACCACCAUGCCCCCUACACGCAUUCCAAAACCUGGCUCUGUCGAAGUCGGCCCAGAAAAGGUCGACGGCGAGACGCGGAUACGGCGGAGCGUGUUGGCGCGUGACAAGCUCGUCACGCAGCCAUGGGAGGGCAUCGACACCGUCUACGACGUCCUCAUGUACGCCGCGCGCACGCACGGCACCCGGCAGUCGUACGGCUCCCGCGACGUCGUCGAAAUCCACGAGGAGGAGAAGGAGGUCACGAAGGUCGUGGGCGGGAAGGAGGUCAAGGAGAAGAAGACCUGGAAGUACUUCCAGCUCAGCGACUACAAGUACCUCACUUUCCAGCAAGUGAAGGACGCUGCAGUCGAGGUCGCCGGAGCCCUGCUCGAGCUCGGUGUCCAGAAAACAGACGUCGUCAACAUCUACGCGGCUACCACCCCGAGUUGGCAAAUGAUAUCGUACGGCUGCGCGAUCAUCGCGACAGCCAUUGCGACCGCGUACGAGACGCUCGGCGAGUCUGGCCUGCAGCAUGCGCUGAACGAGCCCGAGUGCGUGGCGAUGUUCACGAACGCGGAGCUGCUCAAGGUCGUGGCGAACGUGGCGCCGAACGUGCCCAGUCUGCGUGUGGUCAUCUACGACGGCAAGGCGGACGAAGCGCUCCUGGAGAAGAUCCGGACGGCGCGUGAGGGUGUACGCGUCCUGCACCUCGACGAGCUGCGGCAGCUCGGCAAGGGCGCUUCGGAGGAAACGCUGAAGGCGCGGCGGCCAGUGCCAGAGGACACGGCGUGCAUCAUGUACACGAGCGGAACGACGGGCCCGCCGAAGGGGGUCAUGAUAUCGCACGCGAACGCGAUCGCGUCCGUCGGUGCGGUGUACACGUACAUCGGGCACCACCUCAAGCCGGACGACGCUUACCUGGCGUACCUCCCGCUGUCGCACGUGCUCGAGUACAUCGUCGAGAUGUGCCUGUUCUUCGUGGGGAUGAAGUUCGGGUACGCGCGCGUGAAGACGCUGAUGGACACGUCCGUGCGCAACUGCCUGGGCGACAUCCGCGCAUUCCAGCCGACGAUCAUGGUGGGCGUGCCGCAGGUGUGGGAGACGAUCCGGAAGGGCAUCGAGGGCAAGGUCAACCAGGGCGGGUCAUUCAAGAAGGGCAUGUUCAACGCGUCGGUGUCGAUCAAGAAGGCGGGUGUGCCUGGCCUGAGCGAGCUCGCGGACAGCGCGGUGUUCUCGCAGGUGCGCGCGGCGACGGGUGGCAGGCUGCGUCUUGCGCUCUCGGGCGGUGCUGCGCUCAGCAUCGAAACGCAGGAGUUCCUGUCCCUCGCUCUCGUGAAGAUGGUCCCUGGCUAUGGUCUCACAGAAACGGUUGGUAUGACCACUGUGUUCCCUCCGGAAUACUCAGGAUUCGGCGAGGUCGGCCUGCCUGUGCCUUCCAUGGAGAUCAAGCUGAAGGACGUCCCGGAGGCGAACUACCUGUCCACGAACAAUCCUCCACAGGGCGAGGUCUGGGUUCGCGGCGCGUCGUUAACCAAGGGCUACUUCAAACGUGAUGACCUCAACAAGGACCCAACCAUCUUCACGCCGGAUGGCUGGUUCCGGACAGGUGAUGUCGGUCAGUGGAAUCCGGACGGCACCCUCUCUUUGAUUGACCGUAUCAAAAACCUGGUGAAGCUGUCAGGGGGAGAGUACAUCGCGCUCGAACGACUCGAAUCCGUCUACAAGUCCUGCAAUCUUGUCGCCAACGUCUGCGUACACGCACACCCCGACGCGAAACAGCCCAUCGCAAUCAUCAUCCCGCACGAGCAGAACCUCCGGUACGCGCUCGAGAGCAAGUCUCUUGGCCUGUCCGUACACACGGGGCUGCCCGACCUCUGCAAGGACGACCGCGUCCGUGAGCUUGUAAUGAAGGAGUGCAAUGCUGUCGGCAAGAAGAACGGCUUCAAGCCGAUGGAGAUCCUCGACGGCAUCAUCCUCACGGCGGAUGAGUGGACGCCGGAGAGCGGCCUGGUCACGGCGGCACAGAAGGUGCAGCGCCGGAAGGUGGCGGAGCGGUAUGCUGACGAAAUCAAGGCGAUCUACAAGCCAAUCUAGAGCUAGCGCAUAUCGUUGCAUCAGUUGUACCCACGGACCAUGACACGUUGACGAGCAUGCUUGCUGGCUUGCAACUUUCGAGUUAUCUUGUACACUAGGCUUUUUGGAUGGUCCAUAUUGUAAUGCAAGACAAGCCCGGCACUCCGAUUACGUGCAGGUUCCAUCUGUCGAAUGACGUGCUGACCUACGGAGCAUGAUGUCGUUGUCGCUGGUCAACUCACGCG
Fomitopsis serialis is the source of this 2540-nucleotide messenger RNA. RefSeq names its product long-chain-fatty-acid-CoA-ligase. Bases 250 to 2316 code for a protein of 688 amino acids. Gene Ontology annotation, cellular component: endoplasmic reticulum; lipid droplet; plasma membrane. Lineage: Eukaryota; Fungi; Basidiomycota; Agaricomycetes; Polyporales; Fomitopsidaceae. The transcript has 6 exons. Gene Ontology annotation, biological process: long-chain fatty-acyl-CoA metabolic process; long-chain fatty acid metabolic process. Gene Ontology annotation, molecular function: long-chain fatty acid-CoA ligase activity. The record is from RefSeq and is a predicted model, not a curated record.